This is a messenger RNA of Clarias gariepinus (North African catfish), 2633 nucleotides long. It is a transcript of the gene tmx3b, whose product is annotated as thioredoxin related transmembrane protein 3b. Gene Ontology annotation, biological process: peptidyl-cysteine oxidation. The coding region runs from base 79 to 1446 and encodes 455 amino acids. The record is from RefSeq and is a predicted model, not a curated record. Gene Ontology annotation, molecular function: protein disulfide isomerase activity. Gene Ontology annotation, cellular component: endoplasmic reticulum. Lineage: Eukaryota; Metazoa; Chordata; Actinopteri; Siluriformes; Clariidae. The transcript has 16 exons.
UGCAAACUCACAACGCUGCGCAUGCUCACAAGUAUACUGCUACUUCUACCAUUUCCUGUUUGAUGCUUAGUGGCAAAGAUGGCAGAAGUAAAACCUUUGAUUUGUCGAGUCAUUAUCACGGUUCUUUUAAGUUCCUCUGUUUUUGCAUUCGUGGAGGACCUCGAUGACACGUUUAAAGACAACAGAAUGGAAGAUGUCUGGCUGGUGGAUUUUUAUGCUCCUUGGUGUGGAUACUGUAAGAAGUUGGAACCAAUCUGGUAUGAAGUUGGAGCUGAGCUAAAGAACUCGGGCUCACCAGUUCGAGUGGGAAAGAUGGAUGCCACUGCAUAUUCAGGCAUGGCUUCUGAGUUUGGAGUACGAGGAUAUCCCACAAUAAAACUACUAAAGGGGGAACUUGCUUAUAAUUACAAAGGACCCAGGACCAAAGAUGACAUCAUUGAGUUUGCCAACAGAGUUGCUGGGCCCUCUGUGCGGUCACUCCCAAGCAGACAGAUGUUUGAGCACGUCUUGAAGAGGCACAAUGUACUAUUCGUGUACAUAGGGGGAGAGUCACCACUUAAGGAGAAGUACUUGGAUGUGGCUUCUGAACUUAUUGUUUACACCUACUUUUUUUCGGCCUUUGAGGACAUCAUACCUGAGCAGUAUGUAACAUUAUCUGAACUGCCUUCUGUGGUUGUGUUCAAGGAUGGGACUUAUUUCACUUACGAUGAGUAUGAAGAUGGCAGCUUGACAUCAUGGGUGAACAGGGAACGUUUCCAGAGUUACCUGCAGAUUGAUGGCUUUACACUCUAUGAGCUGGGGGAGACUGGUAAAUUGGUAGCAAUUGCCAUCAUUGAUGAAAAGGUUUCAACAGAAGAAAGUGUGAGGUUAAAGAGUCUCAUACAGAGAGUUUCAACAGAGUACAGGGACAUCUUCAACAGGGAUUUCCAGUUUGGCCAUAUGGAUGGUAAUGACUACAUCAACAGCCUAAUAAUGGGUGAGGUGGUUGUGCCAUCUAUCAUUGUUCUCAACACAUCUAAUGAGCAGUACUUUCUGCCCAGCGAGCCCAUGGACAGUCUGGAGCAACUGAUCACCUUUAUCCGGAGUGUCCUGGAUGGCACAGCUCAGGCUUAUGGAGGCGAUGGAUUUUUCCAGAGACUCAAGCGUGUGGUCUAUGAUGCUAGAUCCACUAUCAUGUCUGUUUUCCGCAGUUCCCCAGUGCUGGCCUGUUUCCUCUUUGGCCUGCCAUUAGGGGUCAUUAGCCUCAUGUGCUAUGGCAUAUGCACAGCUGAGGCAGACGAUGACGCAGAGCUGUCAAAGCGAGGUGGACAGACCGAUGAGGAAGAGGAAGAUGAGGAAGAAGAUGCGAGUCGCUGUCUGGCUGCACACCUGAAGGGGCCAGGAGAGGAUGAUCAGGCAGAUGAAGAGUUAGAGGAAAAGAGCACAGCUGAGAAAAAGCUUGAUUAACAUAGGGGAGAUGUGUGAAUGAAAAGAAGGAUGAGAACAGUAAUACAGACAUUAAACAUUUAAAACAGUUUUCAAUUUUUUAAAACUCCAUGUAUGGUUUAAAAGGUCAUUUUUACAAUUGAUGACUGUUCAUGAGCAUUACAGAAAUAUGAGGCUAAUAUAGGUAAUUUCAGACUUGUAACCCUGGGGUUUAUCUAAACAACAAAUGAACUGUCAUUUCUGAUGAUGAAAACUAAAGACUUAAAAUUGUAAAAGUCAUCAUUUAUUAUGUUUUAUAUGCUACAGAUCAUCCUUUUGAGUGUUUUUGUUCAGCAAUUUGUUUAUCCAUGUAUCCACUGAGCUAACUGCUCUUCCUUUAGUUUACUGCUUUGGUGUUGAUGAUAGCUAUGUUAGAUUUAAUUAAUAGCUGUUUUUUUAUCUAGCUUAGUUAAUCCCCUGCCUUAAAUCAGGAGUAUCAUUUUUGAUUACAAAAAGACUCAGGGUUCAUGGUAAUCAAGGUUUCAAAUGUAGCAUAAUUUCCCUGCUAAAAACACACAAAGUAAUAAUCUUAAAAAGCUGUAAAGGUUAAAAUUACUCAAAAGACAGUUGGCAUAUUUAGUAAGCAUGUACUUAACCGUGUGUGGACCGAACAGUUAUUAAAUCAAUUAAAUACAAACAUUGCAUACAAGGUUUAGGAACCUAUUUAACAUAAAACAGUUGAAUUGGCUUUUUACUUUCAGACGGCCAUCUUCAUCGUGGCAAUGGUAACUUUUUAGUCUUGGUUUUGCAUUUUGUAUAUGCCAAAUUAGGCCUAAUAAGACCAACCUCCUUUAUACACAAGUUCGCUGCACACCCCAUUGCCAGUAAAUGAAAUUUUUGCAAAGUAGUAGAAGCAGUUAUGGUUUGGGUUUGGACAACAGUUAAUGUUUAAAGCCUUUUUGUGACAUUUAAAUUUUAACAAAAUAGACUUUACAUUUUAGAACACAGGUUUUCAGGAUAAAAUGUUUAAAAUGGUGAUUUGGAUAGUUUACUUUUUAUGCCUGCAUAUGUACGUUUAGUCUUUUCGUUAUGUUUUUGGCUUAGAAAUAAAAAUUAUGGGUGACACAAAUGUCAAUGUACUGCAUAAACAUAGUUUAUUGUAUGCAAUGAAAGAUUUCCUGAGAAUGUGAAGUCCAUUUGUUACCUGUUAAAUAAACAUUUUGACAAAG